Molecule: messenger RNA, 1572 nt
Organism: Fragaria vesca subsp. vesca
Lineage: Eukaryota; Viridiplantae; Streptophyta; Magnoliopsida; Rosales; Rosaceae
Product: pentatricopeptide repeat-containing protein At3g46790, chloroplastic-like
Exons: 1
Coding region: 1-1500 (499 amino acids)
Biological process (GO): RNA modification
Molecular function (GO): protein binding; RNA binding
Source: RefSeq, a predicted model, not a curated record
AUGGGUGUUACAAGAUACACAAAACCCCAUUACAGAAACUCCUACGAUUACACAGACUUGCUCCAACAAUGCACAAACACCAACUCCAUCAAGAAACUCCACGCCCAGAUCAUCUUUUCCGGUCUACACCAAAACCCAUUUGUCGCUUCAAAGCUAGUAGCCAAGUACGUGGAGCAAAGCGACUCAUCAAUGGAAGACGCACGGAAGGUGUUCGAUGAAUUGACCGAGAGAGAUGAGUUCGUAUGGAACGUGGUCAUUCAGGGCUAUGCAAAUGUCGGGCCUUUUGCUGAAGCGAUUAAAAUGAGUAAUGCAAUGAGGGUCAGUGGGUUGCCCCCUAAUCGGUACACGUACCCUUUUGUGCUCAAGGCUUGUGGAGCAAUGAGAGAUGGGAAACAGGGGAAGGUUGUUCAUGGGCAGAUUGUGAAAGCUGGGCUUGAGUUGCAGGUGUUUGUGGGGAAUGCUCUUGUGGCAUUGUAUUCUAAGUGUGGGGAAGUUGAGGUGUCGAGAAGAGUGUUUGAGGAGUUGCCGAAGAAGGAUCUUGUUAGUUGGAAUUCCAUGAUUUCGGGGUAUGUUGCGAAUGGUUAUCCGAAUGAAGGUGUUGAGGUUUUUCGUGCAAUGCUGCAGGAUGAUGGUGCAUGCUUGCCUGAACAUGCCACUCUGGUCUGCGUGCUUCCGGCUUGUGUUGAAGCAUCUUCUGUUGAAGUUGGGUUUUGGAUUCACUGUUACGUUGUGAAGUACGGUGUGAAAGUUGAUUCGGCUUUGGGCAGUGCUCUCAUUACGAUGUAUGCGAAUUGUGGUCGAGUAAGAGCUUCCAGAGUUAUAUUUGAUCGGAUUAGUGAUAAGAAUGUGGUGCUGUGGAGUGCCGUGAUGAGGUGUUAUGGAAUGCAUGGGCAUGCAGAGGAGGUGCUCCAGAUGUUUUUGCAGUUUGAGGAGUCCGGCUUACAGCCUGAUGCUGUUGUGCUUUUGUGUUUGUUGUCCACUUGUAGUCACGCAGGGAUGGUUGCAAAAGGCUUGGAAAUCUUUGACAAAAUGGAAGAAUACGGAGUAGAGAAAAAUGAGAAGCACUAUGCUUGCAUUGUAGAUCUUCUGGGAAGAGCUGGAUUACUCGACAGGGCAGUCAAGUUUAUUGAAAGCAUGCCCAUACAGGCAGGGAAAGAUGUAUACGGUGCAUUACUUGGAGCUUGUAGGAUACACAAUAACAUAGAACUUGCCGAGGAAACUGCAGAGAAAUUGUUUGUGUUGGAUCCCGAAAAUGCUGGAAGGUACAUUCUUCUGGCCAGCAUGUAUGAAGAUGCAGGGCGAUGGGAGGACGCAGCUAGAGUGAGGAGGCUAAUCAGAGAGAAGAACAUCAAGAAGCCAACCGGACGUAGUUCCAUUGAGGUGGAGUGCAUAUAUCACACGUUUGGAGCUGAUGAUGAGUCUCACCCAUAUACGGACCAGAUAUUUGACACAUUGGAGAGAUUGGAUAGAAUAAUGGAAGAAGCCAUAGUAAUGGUUUAGUGGGAUUAAUAACUCUGCCUCAGGAGAGGCAAAGCAAUUGUGCUGGAUACCUUAGCUGUAGAGCCAUGUCGU